AUGUUGCGUGCCCCCAAGCAGAUCGAAAAGUGCCUGCAGCAGCAGCUGUUGCUAACGCUGCUGCUCCUGCUCCUGCUGCUGGGAGUCAGCCUGUGCGUCGGCGAGACGCGCUGGACAGCUCCAUCCAGACGCAGCAGCAGCGGCAGAGCCACAGCUAUGCCAGCAGUUGACCGCCAUCAGCAUGUGCACCACUGGCCACCGCUGGUUGCUCCACUGCGGGCACCGAAGCCGCAGCCCGCGACAGCCAACGACGGCCCGAUUGAGAGCUUCGAUCAGCGCGCCCUGAGCGGCGAGCACGAGUACAGAUAUCGGCUGAGCAACGGCGACACGCGCUAUGAGCGCACCUAUUGGCUGCCCAUGGGCUCGGGCCGUGCUGUGCUGGCGCGUCGGGGCUACUACUCGGUGCCGCUGCCCAAUGCCCAGUACUCGACCGUCUUCUACAGCGCCGACGAUCGGGGCUACCAUGUGGAUAUGCACACAUUAUCCGGCGAGCAGCCGCUGCUGCCGCGCAGCCUCGACGUGCCCCACGAUGUGGCGGGCGUGCAGUCAACGCCAACAGCUAAGCGAAAUUCAAUAAGCGUGCCAGAGCGUAACGAUGAGCAGCUCGAGCAGCAUCCAGAUGCUCCAGCCAUGGCCAGCAGCAGCAGCAGCAGCAGUGCCACAGUCAAAGGUCAAACAGUGGCUAAUGUCCGUCUGCCAGCAGUGAGCCAAAGUCAGAGUCAGAGUCAGAGUCGGACUGAAAACGAGGGCGUAAAUGUGAGCGCAUAA
Molecule: messenger RNA, 768 nt
Organism: Drosophila navojoa
Lineage: Eukaryota; Metazoa; Arthropoda; Insecta; Diptera; Drosophilidae
Source: RefSeq, a predicted model, not a curated record